AUGUCUCACCGCAAGUUUGAGCACCCCCGUUACGGGAACCUGGGCUUCAUGCCCAAGAAGCGCUGCCGCAGGGGUCGCGGCCGGUGCAAGGCCUUCCCCAAGGACGAUGCCUCCAAGAAGCCGCACCUGACGGCCUUCAUGGGCUUCAAGGCCGGCAUGACGCACAUUGUCCGCGACCUCGACAAGCCGGGCUCGAAGGCCCACAAGAAGGAGGUCUGCGAGCCGGUGACGAUCAUCGAGACCCCGCCGAUGACGGUGGUGGGCCUCGUGGGCUACAUCAAGUCGUACCGCGGGGAGCAGACGUACAAGACGGUGUGGGCGCAGCACAUCAGCGAGGACAUGAAGCGCAAGUUCUACAAGAACUACUUCUGCUCGAAGAAGGCCGCGUUCCGCAAGUACAAGGCCUCGUUCGACGAGAAGAAGGUCAAGGCCGACCUGGAGGACAUGAAGAAGCACUGCUGCACGAUCCGCGUGGUGGCGCACACGAACGUGCGCAAGGCCGGGUGCAACAAGAACAACGGGCAGAAGAAGGCGCACGUGAUGGAGAUCCAGGUCAACGGCGGCUCCGUGGCGGACAAGGUGGACUUUGGCUACGGCCUCUUUGAGAAGACGGUGCCGGUCGACGCGGUGUUCGGGCAGGACGAGAUGCUGGACACGAUCGCGAUCACGCGCGGCCGCGGCACGGAGGGCGUGGUCACGCGCUGGGGCGUGUCGCGCCUGCCGCGCAAGACGCACCGCGGGCUGCGCAAGGUGGGCUGCGUGGGCGCGUGGCACCCCGCCGCGCUGCAGUGGACCGUGCCGCGCUCGGGCCAGCACGGCUUCCACCACCGCACGGAGAUGAACAAGAAGAUCUACAAGCUGGGCAAGGCCGGGACCGACUCGCACAAGGCCACCACGGACUUCGACGUGACGGACAAGGACAUCACGCCCGUCGGCGGGUUCCCGCACUACGGCACGGUCAGCGAGGACUUCCUCAUGCUCAAGGGCACCGUCGCGGGCACGCGCAAGCGCGUCAUCACGCUCCGCCAGAGCAUGGUGCCGCAGACGGACCGCCGCGCCACGGAGAAGGUCGCCGUCAAGUUCAUCGACACGGCCUCCAAGUUCGGGCACGGCCGCUUCCAGACCAGCACGGAGAAGGCCAAGGCCAUGGGCCGCCUCAAGGCGUAG
This is a messenger RNA of Pedinophyceae sp. YPF-701, 1167 nucleotides long. The record is from the annotation of a GenBank genome assembly. Lineage: Eukaryota; Viridiplantae; Chlorophyta; Pedinophyceae.